Messenger RNA from Cataglyphis hispanica, 463 nucleotides. It is a transcript of the gene mRpL34, whose product is annotated as 39S ribosomal protein L34, mitochondrial. The coding region runs from base 120 to 389 and encodes 89 amino acids. NCBI's taxonomy places the organism in Eukaryota, Metazoa, Arthropoda, Insecta, Hymenoptera, Formicidae. Gene Ontology annotation, cellular component: mitochondrial large ribosomal subunit; ribosome. Gene Ontology annotation, biological process: translation. The transcript has 2 exons. Gene Ontology annotation, molecular function: structural constituent of ribosome. The record is from RefSeq and is a predicted model, not a curated record.
AAUACAUUCAGAAUGCGCAGAAUUAACCUCGAAUUUCGCACUUGAAAUUGUUUGAAAUAUAUCGAGUAACGAUUAUCACAAUAUUGUGAACUGUAUUAAGACGUUUACGAUAUAAAGACAUGAUUAGCAAAUUAAUCUCCGGCAUAUUUCAAUCUUUGCCACUCAUGAGAGCUUCAAGUCAGCUUUCUUCAGCAGUUAGUACGACACCUGUGCUAUGGAAUCCAUGGAAUUUAACAUUCGUUAGAAACAAAAUGAGAUAUCACUUUCCCCAUCCCAAUGAACGUAUGCGCAUAAAAAAACAUGGUUGGUUUGCAAGAAUGGCAACACCAAGUGGUAGAAAAAUUCUCCAAAGAAGAAUUUUAAAAGGCAAACAUGUAAUAAGUCAUUAAUCAUUAUAGUCAUCCAAUUACCUGGAAUGGAUGAGAAUGUUGUAAAGAAAUAAAUGCUUUCUCAUAAAUUUAAA